This is a messenger RNA of Salvia splendens (bonfire salvia), 3536 nucleotides long. RefSeq names its product Pentatricopeptide repeat (PPR) superfamily protein. Gene Ontology annotation, molecular function: protein binding; mRNA binding. The transcript has 2 exons. NCBI's taxonomy places the organism in Eukaryota, Viridiplantae, Streptophyta, Magnoliopsida, Lamiales, Lamiaceae. The record is from RefSeq and is a predicted model, not a curated record. The coding region runs from base 103 to 2802 and encodes 899 amino acids.
UGUUACGCCGUAUUGAUAAACAUGUUUAUGUAGUUGACGAAUUGUUAUCGGCGAUGAUGCGUAGAGCUUUUCCCCAAAUUAUAACUGUGUAACGCUUGGAAAAUGCGCCUGCCAAUCCGGAACCCUAUCCCCUUCUCCAAGUUCAGAGCCGCGUCGCCGGCAGCCGACGAUGAGAGCUUCCUGGCAGUGCUAAACAGCGUCGCCAGGGGUACUCAGAGCUGGUCUCUCGCUCUCGACAACCCCUCCAUUUCCACGCGCCUCACCGGCCGCCACGUUGAGUCCUUCAUCCUCCGCAAUCUCCACGACUCCAAGUUAGCCCUCCGCUUCUUCAAUUUCCUCGGCCUUCACAAGCAUUUCCGCCACUCUACGGCGUCGUUUUGCCUCCUCGUCCACUCCUUAGUCCACUCUAAACUCUACUGGCCGGCGACCUCGCUUUUGCAGACCCUAUUGCAAAGGGAUGACACUCCGGCUUUCGUGUUUCGCAAUUUGUUCGAUUCUUAUAACAGAUCCGAUUUUUCUUCGCCCUACGGAUUUGAUUUGUUGCUGCAGAGUUAUGUUCAGAGUAGAAGGGUUCUGGAUUCGGUUGUUGUUCUCAGAUUGAUGAAGGAAUGCGGCUUGUUUCCGGAGGUGAGGACGAUUAGCGCGGUGUUGAAUGGAUUGAUACGAGUGAGGAGAUUUGAGAUGGUGCUUGCCUUGUUUGACGAAAUUCUUGUGAAUUCGGGGGUUGUUGCUGAUGUCUAUGUUUAUGCUGCUGUGAUUAGGAGUUUGUGUGAGUUGAGGGAUUAUGAUAGAGCGAAGGAGAUGAUCGGUUCGAUUGAGGGGGAUGGAGUGAAGUUGAAUGUGGUUAUUUACAAUGUGUUGAUUCACGGGCUGUGUAAGAGUGGUAGAGUCUCGAAGGCUGUUGAGAUUAAGGAUUCGUUGAGGUUUAAGGGCAUGAGAGCCGAUGUUGUGACGUAUUGUACGUUGGUGCUGGGGUUGUGUAGAGUGGAUGAGUUUGGGUUUGCAAGAGAGUUGGUGGAUGAGAUGGUAGAGUGCGGGCUCGUUCCGAGUGUGGAGGCUUUGUCUAGUGUUGUUGAUGGAAUGAGGAGAAAAGGGGAAAUUGGCGAUGCUUUUGAUUUGAUUGAUAAGGUGGAGAAACUUGGGAAAAUGCCUAAUUUAUAUGUUUGCAAUGCUAUGGUUCACUCAUUGUGUAAUAACGAAAAGUUAGAGAAAGCACAGUUGCUUUUUAUGAAGAUGGAGGAGAAGGGUUUGAUCAUAAAUGAAGUGAGUUAUAACAUUUUGAUCAAUUCAUUAUGUAAAAGUGGGAAACUGGAUGAAGCUAUCAAUUUUCUUGGUAAAAUGCUCUGUGCAGGAAUAAAGCCAACAGUUUACACUUAUAACAUGUUAAUUAGUGGGCAGUGCAAGUUGGGAAAAUUGGAAGCAGCUGAAAAACUGUUUCUUGAGAUGAAUGAAAUAGGAUUGAGUCACACUGUUGUAACAUAUACUUCUUUGAUUCAUGGUUUCUGUAAGAAAGGAGAAUUGGACAAGGCAUUCCUUUUAUAUCAUGAGAUGACUGGGAAAGACAUUUCACCUAAUGUGCAUACGUUCACUGCACUGAUCUAUGGUCUUUGUAAUGCAAAUAUGAUGGAUGGAGCAUAUAAAAUGUUCAGCAAAAUGUCGGAAAUGAACGUUGCUCCAAAUGAGGUAACAUACAAUGUUCUGAUAGAAGGAAAUUGUAAAGUAGGCAACACAGAAAAAGCUUUCAUGCUGUUCGAUGAGAUGUUGAAGAAGGAUCUUACGCCAGACUCAUUUACGUACAGGUCUCUGAUCUAUGGACUUUGUUCCACAGGUAGAGUAUCUGAAGCAAAAGAAUUUAUGGAUCGCCAAAAUGAUUUGAACGAGUUUUGUUAUUCUGAACUGAUGCAUGCGUAUUGCAAGGAUGGACGACUGGAGGACGCACAGCGUGCUCGUGAUGAGAUGGAGGAAAGAGGUAUUAACAUGGAUCUUAUAUGCUAUGCUAUAAUUAUUCAAGGGAUUCUUGAUCAGAAAGACUCAGCACUAUUGAUUAAAAGUUUGAAGGAAAUUCAUGACCGUGGACUAAGGCCUGAUGAUUUUAUCUAUACUUGUUUCAUCGACAAGUAUGGAAAGACCGGUGAUCUUGCGAUGGCUAUGGCUCAUUGGGAUCUUAUGAUUAGUGAAGGCUUUGGCCCAAAUGUUGUGACAUACAGUGCGAUGAUUAAUAGCCUUUGUAAGGGAGGAUUGGUGAGGAAAGCAGAGGUUCUGUUAAAGGAAAUGUUGGUUAGCGGGAUAUUUCCAAAUGAGAUCACACACGGAUGCUUUCUUGAUCAUCUUACCAGAGAAGGGAAUAUGGAGGAGGCUAACCGGCUUCAUAAGGCUAUGCUCAAAGGUUCCCAUGGUAGCACAGUGAGUUACAAUAUGCUCAUUCGAGGUUUCUGCAUGUUGGGCCGAAUUCAGGAAGCUUAUCAGACCCUAAAUGAAAUGUCAGAUAAUGGUAUUUCUCCAGAUUGUAUUAGCUACUCAACUAUCGCACAUGAGUAUUGUAGGAGAGGUAAUUUGCAAGGAGCCUUCAGUUUAUGGGAAUCAAUGUUAAACAAUGAGAUUGAGCCUGAUGCAGUUGCUUAUAACUUGCUGAUACAUUCAUGCUGUGUUGCUGGAGAGUUUAGUAAGGCUUUUGAAUUUCAUAAUAGUAUGGUGAAAAGAGGCCUGAAGCUGACUCGGGCAACAUAUGCAUGUCUCAUGCAACAGACGCGUGUGCAAGAAUCGCCAUUUGAGCCGCAGGCGGGACAAUCUGUUGUGGAUUGAUCAUAUAACAGAGGAUGGUCUUGUCUGAUGUACAAGUUGUAAAAUGACACCGUUGACAAAUACCAUCCAGAAGAAGUUCAAGGUUUCUUCAACCCAACUUCUGUAUCAAUCUUGCCCCUAUCAGGAAACAACUCUUUUCAUUCUUGCAGAAAGGUUGAAACCCCAUCCCCAAGGCUCCCAACAUCCAAGCCCCUUGGCCUAGCGGUAAAGGGUGUUGGAUACCGCGUCCAUCCUGGAGGUUUCGAGUUCGAACCCUGGGUGGCGUAAUUUGUCUUUCCUCCUUGUUAUAGGAGUUGAUUUGUAAUUUCCUCCUUCAUAUAUAUGAUAUAAAUAUAUGAAGUUAAUUUAAAAAAAAAAAAAAAAAAAAAAAAAACCCAAGGCUCCCAACAUCCCGGCCCGACAGUAUUGUGAGGGGUGCUCAAUCAGGGUACGCAGUGGCCCGCUAAGGGGAGAGCCGUAACCCACUUUUCUGCCAGAAGCCUACCUCCCAAGGCCUCACAUUUGUGCUUGAGAGGUGUUGCAACUACACGGUAGUAGUGGGAAUCAAUCCUUGGGUAUUCUUGCAAAUCUGCCCUUCCGGAACCAACGGCGAUGCCCCUCUGGGCAUAAAUAACUCUUUUCAUAACUGGACUGUUUGUGGAUAGGCUUCUGACGGAGCAGAAUGUAUAUGCUUUCAACUAUACUACUCUUUAUUGCAGUUGGUUGAUAAUAAUAAGCACAAACACUGUUUUCUC